This is a messenger RNA of Vigna radiata var. radiata (mung bean), 1315 nucleotides long. Its product is annotated as GDSL esterase/lipase At5g45910. Gene Ontology annotation, molecular function: hydrolase activity, acting on ester bonds. The transcript has 5 exons. The record is from RefSeq and is a predicted model, not a curated record. The coding region runs from base 11 to 1135 and encodes 374 amino acids. NCBI's taxonomy places the organism in Eukaryota, Viridiplantae, Streptophyta, Magnoliopsida, Fabales, Fabaceae.
UACAAACACUAUGAAGAUCUAUAUUUUUUUGGCCAUUGUCUCCUUAACCUUUGGUUUCCAUGAGAAAGUUGUUUCAACUCGAAGCCUUAGCCCAUAUAAUGCAAUUUUCAAUUUUGGUGACUCUUUAAGUGACACUGGCAAUCUCCUUGCUUCUGGAGCCUUGUCAUUCCCAGUCAUAGGAAAGUUUCCCUAUGGUCAAACCUUCUUUAAUCGUUCAACCGGUCGUUGCUCAGAUGGACGACUAGUAAUUGAUUUCAUAGCUGAGGCAUAUAAGUUGCAAUAUUUACUACCUUAUUUGGCAUUAACCAAAGACCAAAAUAUCCAUCCUGGGGUAAAUUUUGCCGUUGCUGGAGCCACAGCACUUGAUACAAAAUUCUUCAUUGAAGCCGGGCUUGGAAAAUUUCUUUGGACAAAUAAUUCAUUGAACAUUCAGCUUGGCUGGUUUAAGAAACUUAAACCCUCCCUUUGCACCAGUAAACUAGAUUGUGAUAGCUACUUCGAACGCUCUCUCUUUGUGGUGGGGGAGAUUGGUGGUAAUGAUUAUAACUAUGCUGCCAUUGCUGGAAAUAUUACUCAACUUCAAGCUACCGUUCCUCCUGUUGUUGAAGCAAUAAAAACGGCCAUCAAUGAAUUGAUAGCUGAAGGAGCAAGGGAGAUGUUGGUGCCGGGGAAUUUGCCAAUCGGGUGCUCUGCGCUAUACCUGACUUUAUUCAGAAGCGAGAACAAGGAGGACUAUGAUGGAAAUGGAUGCUUGAAAUCUUUCAAUGGUUUUGCAGAGUACCAUAACAAGGAGCUCAAGCUUGCUCUGAAGACACUAAGGCAAACGAAUCCUCAUGCAAGGAUACUCUAUGCAGAUUAUUAUGGCGCUGCCAAACGGUUCUUCCAUGCACCAGGACACUAUGGGUUUUCUAGUGGGGCGUUGAGAGCAUGCUGUGGAGCACCUGGGCCAUACAACUUCAAUAUCUCAGCAAGGUGUGGUCACAUUGGUUCAAAGGUAUGUGCAGAUCCAUCAACACAUGCAAACUGGGAUGGAAUUCAUUUGACAGAAGCAGCAUAUAAGUACAUCGCCAAAGGUCUAAUUUACGGUCCAUUCUCAUAUCCUCCCCUCAAGACCUCUCCCUACAAGAUACCCUAGUGCUCAUACCACCACCAAAAUAAUAAUUUUUCACUUGUUUAUGGCAUAAUUCCUAUACAUUCGAAGCAUGCAGGACCUGCUCUUUCAAUGCCAAUUCUUUCUUCACUGUCAACUGCACCAUUGACUUCGCCUCCUCUACAUGUUUGAUUAUUAAUACAUAAAUAUCACAUUGUUCCAAAA